Molecule: messenger RNA, 624 nt
Organism: Musa acuminata AAA Group (dessert banana)
Lineage: Eukaryota; Viridiplantae; Streptophyta; Magnoliopsida; Zingiberales; Musaceae
Product: NDR1/HIN1-like protein 13
Exons: 1
Coding region: 1-624 (207 amino acids)
Biological process (GO): defense response to other organism
Cellular component (GO): plasma membrane; plasmodesma
Source: RefSeq, a predicted model, not a curated record
AUGCCCACCGAACUCAGCUCGCCGCCAACCCUGUUCAUCUCGCGGCCGGUCCAUAGGACCCUCACCAAGCGAGUCGUCAAGCUCAUCUGCUCCGCCUUCCUAUCCCUCCUCCUCGCCGCCUGCGUCCUCCUCUUCGUGCUCUGGCUCGCCCUCCGCCCCCACCGCCCCCGCUUCCACGUAUCCUCAUUCUCCGUCACCGGCCUCUCCGCCAACGGCUCGGCCCCUCUCACCUUCUCCUUCGAGGUCGCGGUCCGGAACCCCAACCAGGAGAUCGCCGUCUCCUACGACUCAGUCUUCGUCUCGGUCUACUACCGGGACGACCGGGUCGGGGCCGCGGCAGCCCCGGCGGCGGGACCGUUCUUCCAGCCGCCGAAGAACACGACGGUGAUAAGCGGGAAGGCGGCGGGGGUGGCGCCGGCUGCGGCAGCGGGGACGGUCGCGCGGGAGGCGAGGGCGGGCUCGGUGGUGUUCCGACUGCAGCUGGCGUCGGUGGUGCGGUUCAGGAUGUCGACGUGGGACACGCACCGGCACCACCUCCACGUUAGCUGCGACGUGGAGGUGGGGCCCGACGGGCUCAUCACGGUGGGCUCCAAGGACAAGCGCUGUUACAUCUAUUUCUUGUAG